CCAGCAGGGCUCAGCAUGGACCAGUCUGUGGCGAUCCAGGAGACCCUGGCUGAGGGGGAAUACUGCAUCAUCAUAUCCUUCCCAGCACUACAAGGUGUGCUGUGUGAGGGAGACAGCAGACAGAGCCGCCUCCUGGGACUCGUGCGUCACCGCCCGAAACAAGGUGGCCAGGAACAUGCUCUCUUCCUGUAUACGCAUCGGAGGAUGGCCAUUACGGGGGACGAUGUCUCUUUGGACCAGAUAGUGCCAGUCUCACGGGAUUUUACGCUGGAAGAAGUGUCCCCAGAUGGCGAACUCUACAUUCUUGGCUCAGAUGUGACCGUCCAGCUGGACACGGCGGAGCUCAGCCUCGUGUUCCUGCUGCCCUUCGGUUCACACACCAGGAUGUUCCUCCAAGAAGUUGCCAAGGCCUGUCCAGGUUUCGACCCUGCGACUCCAGAUCCUGAGUUCCUGUGGCUGUCUGGAUACAGGUGCACCCGGCCGGAGUUUGAGCCGCCCACGCCAUUCGGUUGGAACUCGCCUCCAGGUACCGCGCCGCGGUUCGCCGGAAUUGGCGGAGGUGCUUCUGACUUUGAUGAUUCACGGUCAGAUAAGAGAGGCCUGCUUGUGGACCCAAGCUCUUGUGCUCAGGAUACACCAGACAGCUUACUCACAAGACAGAAUAAAUCCAAGAGUGAAAUCACCGACAUGGUCCGCUCCUCCACUAUCAUGGUAUCAGACAAGGCUCACAUUUUAUCCAUGCAGAAGUUCGGGCUACGAGAUACAAUAGUGAAAUCACGUCUCAUGCAGAAAGAAGAGGAUUAUACCUAUAUCCAGAACUUCAGGUUUUUUGUGGGAACAUACAACGUGAAUGGCCAGUCCCCAAAAGAAGGCCUCCGGCCCUGGCUAAGCCACGGCAUCCCGGCCCCAGAUGUAUACUGUGUGGGGUUCCAGGAGCUUGAUCUGAGUAAGGAAGCCUUUUUCUUCCAUGAUACCCCGAAGGAGGAAGAGUGGUUUAAAGCUGUGUCAGAAGGUCUUCACCCAGAUGCCAAGUAUGCGAAGGUGAAGCUCGUCCGACUGGUGGGGAUUAUGCUGCUGUUGUAUGUCAAACAGGAACAUGCAGCGCACAUCUCCGAGGUGGAAGCCGAGACCGUGGGGACGGGGAUCAUGGGCAGGAUGGGUAACAAAGGAGGCGUGGCCAUCAGAUUCCAGUUCCACAACACCAGCAUCUGCGUAGUGAAUUCUCACUUGGCAGCCCACACAGAAGAGUAUGAGAGGAGGAACCAGGACUAUAAAGACAUCUGUUCUCGAAUGCAGUUUUGUCAGAUUGACCCAGGCCUUCCCCCUCUCACCAUCAGCAAACACGAUGUGAUCUUGUGGCUGGGGGACCUCAACUACAGGAUAGAAGAGCUGGACGUGGAGACAGUGAAGAACCUCAUCGAGGAGAAGGACUUUCAAACCCUGUAUGCGUAUGAUCAGCUGAAAACUCAGAUGGCUACCAAGGCUGUCUUUGAAGGCUUCAUUGAAGGCAAACUCACGUUCCAGCCUACCUAUAAGUAUGAUACUGGCUCCGAUGACUGGGAUACCAGUGAGAAGUGUCGUGCUCCUGCCUGGUGUGACCGGGUCCUCUGGAAAGGGAAGAACAUCACUCAGCUGAGUUACCAGAGCCACAUGGGCCUGAAGACCAGCGACCACAAGCCUGUCAGCUCGGUGUUUGACAUUGGGGUGAAGGUGGUCAAUGAAGAACGUUACCGGAAGACUCUGGAGGAGAUCAUUCGCUCCCUGGACAAGAUGGAAAAUGCCAACAUUCCUUCCGUGUCCCUUUCUAAGCGAGAGUUCUGUUUUCAGAAUGUGAAGUACAUGCAGUUGCAAGUACAGUCCUUUACAAUUCAUAAUGGACAAGUUCCCUGUCAGUUUGAAUUCAUCAACAAGCCUGAUGAGAAGUCGUACUGUAAGCAGUGGCUGAACGCCAACCCCAGCCGAGGUUUCCUCCUGCCAGAUUCUGCUGUUGAGAUUGAAUUGGAGCUAUUUGUAAAUAAGACCACGGCUACAAAGCUCAACUCAGGUGAAGACAAAAUCGAAGACAUUCUGGUUUUGCACUUGGACAGGGGCAAGGAUUACUUCUUGUCUGUGUCUGGGAACUACCUGCCCAGCUGUUUUGGAUCUCCCAUUCAUACACUGUGCUACAUGAGGGAACCAAUCUUGGAACUGCCACUGGAAACAAUUAGAGAGCUGACUCUGAUGCCCCUACAGACUGAAGAUGAUGGGGUCCAGUUGGAGAACCCCUUGGGAAUUCCCAAAGAGCUCUGGAUGAUGGUUGAUUACCUGUACCAAAAUGCUAUCCAGCAGGAAGAUCUGUUCCAGCAGCCAGGCCUGAGGUCAGAAUUUGAGCAUAUCAGGGACUGUUUGGAUACUGGAAUGAUUGAAAGCCUCUCCGCCAGCAAUCAUUCCGUAGCUGAAGCCCUGCUGCUUUUCCUGGAGAGCCUGCCAGAGCCUGUCAUCUGCUACAGCACCUACCAUAACUGCCUGGAAUGUUCUGGCAACUACACCGCGAGUAAACAGGUCAUUUCUACUCUCCCUACAUUCCACCAAAAUGUCUUCAACUACUUGAUGGCAUUUCUGCGAGAACUGCUGAAAAAAUCAGCAAAAAAUCACUUGGAUGAGAAUAUUCUAGCUAGUGUAUUUGGCGGCUUACUGCUUCGAAACCCAGCUGGUCACCAAAAGCCUGACAUGGCAGAGAAGAAGAAGGCUCAAGAAUUUAUUCACCUGUUCCUCUGCAACUCACCCUGAGCCUGUCUCCUCUCCUCUUUUACUCGAAGCAGUCAAUUACCAGCCCCACCUGUUUAAGAUCAAGAACUACCACAACAAGAUGUGAGGUGUCUUGGAAGCAAAAGCGGCAACUGCCUAUUUCCUGAGCCCUGACACCAUCCCCCGCCCCACCAUGGCUGUCACAGUCCUGUCACCCUGAGUUCUGAAGACAUGGGGGAAAUCCGCCACAAUAAAACCGACUGUCAAUGUUCAACUUCAGUUAUUUAACACAGAUCUAUUUUUUUAAACUUUAAAGAUUUUAAAUAACUCUGUUUCUUGUUCUCACUCACUGAAGCCUGCCUUCAGGACAUAGUCAGUGCCUUCCCUGUAGCUUGAGCUGGGCUCCCCUUGAACAGAUAUUUGAACAAACUUUGGGGUCCUAAAGGGAGAAUGAAUUGGACAGCAAGAAUGCAAGUGGAAUCUGCUGGAUAAACAGAUCACAGUCACCCAGAUGCUUCCAGGGCUCUAAGGACGUGUGUAUAUAUAUGUAUAUAAAAACCCUACCCCCUUUCCUACUCAGAUGUGACUAAACAACUCUGAGGCUGGCCACUCAGCCUCUGAGGGCAAUACAGUGGCUUAAAAAUGAAGGUACUGAAGAAAGUGGUGUUUGGGGAAACAAAUGGAAUUUUCCGGGUCAACAAUCCUCCAAACUGUAUAUGAUGCAUCCCCUCUCUCAUAUAUGUAAUAUAUUUUAAUGAUAAAUGUAUUUUUAACAGUG
Neogale vison (American mink) is the source of this 3505-nucleotide messenger RNA. RefSeq names its product inositol polyphosphate-5-phosphatase B (gene INPP5B). NCBI's taxonomy places the organism in Eukaryota, Metazoa, Chordata, Mammalia, Carnivora, Mustelidae. Gene Ontology annotation, biological process: phosphatidylinositol dephosphorylation; signal transduction. Gene Ontology annotation, molecular function: phosphatidylinositol-4,5-bisphosphate 5-phosphatase activity; inositol-1,4,5-trisphosphate 5-phosphatase activity. The record is from RefSeq and is a predicted model, not a curated record. Bases 16 to 2769 code for a protein of 917 amino acids. Gene Ontology annotation, cellular component: cytosol; membrane. The transcript is spliced from 23 exons.